CUCACUCCAGUUCCAGGCAGGCUGGGUGAAAUCUUAGACGGAGGAAGAGAUAGAGGGAACAUGCAACAUGAGCCUGCAAUGUUUUUACCUCCAUCAGCCAUGAGAGAGGAACAUUCUUUGUGUUGUUUCGGACAACUCUCUCCCAAACUGUCCAACAUUUGACUUCCCUUGUGGAUUCCUGUACAAGAUGGACCUAUCUUAGAGACUGUUGGGGAAGUUUGGAAGUUGUUGUGCAUUGUUGUGAGUCAGAAGAUGAACUUGGCCUCCAUGCUCUCCAUUUUGGAAGGAAUUAUUUAUCUCCUCGCCACUCCCCCAUGCCAAGGUGUAACCCAUGUCUGUUUCAUCAACUGAAAGCUUGGACGUGCUAAGUGGCUUUUUGUAACAAGAAAUAAGUGAAAGAAUUGACUGAGAUUUUCGUUGAUGUGUGAUAGUAAGGAAUAAUUCAGUCUGGGUAUUCAGUCCUUUGAGAGGUCAAAGGUGAGAAUGUUGUAACCGAGUUUCCGCCUGCUUCCCAGAUGUGAAAAUGUGAGUAAUUCUCAGGAAGUGAAUUUAGAAGACUUUUUACAAGGAAAGGUGUCCCUGGGUUUCAAUGUGACUAGUAAUCUAUAGUUGCCGUGUCAAAGAGUGUUACAUAAACUUUAAGGGAAAUCUAUGUUUGGUUUAAAAAUCAUUUGGAAUUCCAGUUUCAUUGGAGUGAAUUAACUGUCAUGCAUUCAGUGUUUAACUUUUGAUGAAAGUUGUUGCUUCAAAAACAGGAUCUACCAUGGAAAAACAGGAGUUUUUAAUGUCUGUGUGUGUGUGAGUACUCACAAGGUUUUUCACAUGAGGAAUCAGGACUUUUAAUGUUGUGUCGAUGAGGUUGCAACGUAUUGAUGCGCACCGGUCUUUCUCCCUUCAGUUUGCGACUGCAGAGAAGUGAAAAGAUAUUGAUCCUUAUAGAAAUAGUGGAGAGCUCUUCCAUGUUCCUAACUGUAGGUUCUUCGCGCCAGUUUCUAAUAACGCCUGUCAUGAGAAUCUGUUAAGGGGGUUUCUUUAAAAAAAAUUCAGUCAACUUGGACAUCGUUCCAUUUGGAUUACAAAAGCUCAAGGGAUUAGACACACGACGAUACAAAACUAAAUAUCGUAAAACUAGUCUGGCUGAUCAAGUUUUUACACUGACAUCUGUCCCCCACGCAAUUUGGACGUUUUGAGAAGAAAACUUUUCUGAUUUGAUCAGUGCAAAUUUUCACAGCAGCCUAACAUACUCUCACAUGUAUUUGAGGCAAACUUGUAACAAAUAUUAAAUUUGGCAGAAUUUUGUUGUUGAUAAUUUGCCAGUUGGCUGUGUUUAUCCUGUUUUGCCUUUGAGUUUAUGUGUCAGGUUUUCUUCUUCUCAUAAUUGUAAUUUCAUAUUUCUGCACACCCAAACUUUGGAAGGAGUUUAAGCACUGUCUACUCUUCUGUGAAUGGAGUAUGGUUAGGACAGUGGGAAAGUGAGAACUUGCUUAAUAAGAAGAGAUUGGAUACUAACAACUGAAGCAGACAAGCACAUAUAUCAUGGCAACUUUGAACAUUCUGGAUAUUACAAUAACAGGAUUAAUCUUGUUUGUUUAUUCUGUGUAUGCAGUGCAGAGGUUCAGUGAAGUGCCAACCAACACCUCGGUGAUACAAGGCCAGUCCGCCCUCCUCCGCUGUGUGGUCCGAGACAAACAGGGAUCCAUACAGUGGACCAAGGAUGGCUUUGCCCUGGGUUUUGAUCGUAGCAUUCCCGGAUUUUCCCGCUACUCAGUGGUGGGUAAUCCCCCAGAGGAGUUUAACCUGAUGAUAGUCAACACCCAGCUGGAUGAUGAUGCCGAGUAUCGAUGUCAGGUGCUGCCUGCUCAGAACAACCCUCCAAUACAAGCCUUCGCUCAUCUUACAGUGCUAGUGCCGCCAGCAAUGCCGGAGAUCGAAGGUUAUACCAACGGGUCUGUGGUGGAAGUUCCACAGACCCAGGUUCUGCUUAGUCUCACAUGUAAGGCAGCCAAUGGACGACCACCAGCCACUAUAUCCUGGUACCGGAAUGGGGUGAAGGUCACCAAUAAUGUCGAGUAUUCCACACAGUCAACAACGGGGGACAAGCGAUCAACAGCCAUCAGUGUCGUCCGCAUUCGGCUGACACAGCGGAGAGAUGAAAACAAUGCAAUAUAUACCUGCCAGGCAACCAACACAGCAAUCUCGGGCCCUCCCUUGACAACAGUAGUGCAGAUUAGUAUCUUAGAGCCUCCGGGUGCCCCUGAGAUUUCAGGAUACACCGACCAACAGAUUGUGCGGACAAACGACACUCUGCAGUUGACUUGCACAUCAAGGGGAGGUAAUCCUAUCGGGACAGUCGUGUGGUAUCGGAAUGAUGAGCAGGUGGACUACUCCUACGUCAGUGGCAAUGAUAAGGCUGUCAAUGAAUAUACCUUCACAGUCAACUCCUCGGACAACGACGCCAUCUAUCGAUGCGAGGUGUCCAAUCUUGUGACACAGCGGCCGUACACUGCCCAGUACAAGCUCAUUGUACAUUUCUCCCCAAAUCGAGUUGCAAUAAGUGGUGGUGACCGUCCAGCCAAGGCCGGUCAGACAGUCAAGCUGGACUGUGUGUCUUCCAACAGCAAUCCAGCUGCCGUCAUCACAUGGUUUGCCAGGGGGAGACAACUGGCACAGACUGAUACCAGGGUAGAGGAUUCACCAGACGGAGGCUAUAUAUCGAAGUCAACGUUGUCCGUCCAGCUGUCACAUCAAGAUCACAACGUGAAAUAUACAUGCCAGGCAACCAAUCCAGCGCUUGGCCAGAGUGUGGAUGACACGGUCACCCUUAGUGUUUUGUAUCCCCCCAAUAAGCCCAGCAUCUCGGGAUACACAGAGGGCAAUGCAAUCAAGGCCGGAGAGCUGGCCCGCAUCACAUGCCAGUCCUCGGGAGGGAACCCUGUAGCUAAGCUCAAGUGGUACAAAGGAUCGAGGAAAAUAUCUUCCGAGAACACAAAGCGUGGCAAUUUAGCCCGAGCUGUGAUACAGGUGGUGGCCACACCGAGUGACAACGGAGCCACGUACAAGUGUACCGCAGAGAAUGAAGCUACCUCAUCACCCCUUGCAACCUACGUCAAUCUGACGGUCCUGUUCCCCCCAGCAUCUGUGAGAAUCACAACAUGGCCGGCCAAACCUAAAGCAGGACAGUUGAUGAACAUCACAUGCGUGUCAGCGUCCUCCAACCCAGCGGCUGACAUCACCUGGAUCAAGGGAGCGGACCGACGCCGGGUCCAGGGCAUUGACAGAGGCGAGGUGGAGGCAGAGAAUGAUGGCAGAUCUACCACAAACGUCCUCGAGUUUAUGCCAACAUCAGCAGAUCACAAUGCUUAUUUUGGUUGCCAGGCCGCAAACAGAAUAUUUGGGCAAGCCGUGACUGAUGCUCUGACACUUAAUGUUUUGUUUGCACCUGAGUUUAACAGUACGGGUGUCCCAGAGAAGGUGGAUUUGAUAGAAGGAAACAGUGUGUCACUGAACUUCUCCGCCUACUCCAACCCCCCGGAGGUGACGUACAGGCUGUACCGGGGGGAUGUGCAGCUGUCCCUGCCCAGUGACAUCCCCCGCUUUAACCUGGCCAGCGGCAUCCUCAGAAUCACCAAGAUCCGCCGUGGUGACAGAGGGGACUUCACCAUGAAGGCUUCUAAUGCUGAAGGCUUCACAACCCACAACUUCUCCAUUGAUGUCCGAUACCCAGCCACUAUAAAGAAGAUCUCAGGGCAAGUGAUGGAGGACGAAGGAGGUGUGGCAUUCUUUGAAUGUAUUGGCGACGCCAACCCCAUCACUGCCAACAUGGUCACCUGGUCCCGCGCCAACUACGACAUGUCCAAGACAAGGCAGACGUAUGAGAAAGGCAAAGCACAUUUGACCGUCCAUGAGUUGUCCCGAACGGAUACGGGUGAUUUUGUAUGCACUGCAGACAACAAGAUCGGCAAAACUGACACCAAGAAGGCUAAACUGAUUGUCAAGUAUGCACCGGUCAUAGAUAAGUCCCCCCAAUACUCCAAGGCAGCCAGUGAGGAGAAGUCGACGGGGAAGCUGAUCUGCAAGGCAUCUGGGGCCCCCAGCAUCACAUUCACAUGGUUCAAGAAUGGUCAAGCUAUUGACACAUCCAAGUCAAAGUACUCUGUGUCAAAAUCCAAGUCUGGUGACGUUGACUACACCAACACACUCCAGGUGAAGGCGGUGGCGAAAGGCGACUACGGACGCUACAUGUGUAAAGCCACCAAUGACAAGGGCACCGAUUCCAUAGAGAUCGUCUUGGAUGGAACAAGUAAACCUGAUCCACCAUAUGACAUCCAGUUCGUCAACGCUACACACAACACUAUCACCAUCUCAUGGAAGCCAGGGUUCAAUGGUGGACUUAUCCAAAACUUCCAAGUGAGAUAUCGCUUGAAAGGAGAGAGGGGGUUUGUGUACAUUGAUAUCACCAUCCCUGCCACCACCACCUUUAUAAUUAAAGGUUUAAAGCUCGGUAGUGAAUAUGAAAUAACAGUACUAGCAUUCAACAGUAAAGGGAAAAGUGAAUUCCAGGAACAGUUUAUCACAGCAAAAACAUCAAAUGUAGCUCCCCCUGAAGACAUCACCUCAACACUGCCGACGGACGAAGUCCCCGUAAUCAUCAUCCUCGUCGUGUGUAUUGUGGGAAUCUUCCUCCUCACACUCAACGUGGGAUUAAUUCUGUUCUUCGUGAGAAGGCGCCGUAAGCGGCUGGAGAAUGGCAGCGACACAACGAGCCACACCAACACGUUCGAGCUGUACGGACACACCAAGGGGGACGGAGGGGUGUACCCCAUGUCUGCCUCAGAGGAUGGCCGCAGCUACGGCACCUAUGACAAGAGCAUGGAUGACUUCUCAGAUGAUUACAGCAAAGACUAUGAGAAUGAUGACUGCAAACGAGUUUUUCUACCCCAAUCAGACUACGGAAGUCGGCCAUAUACCCCAAACAAAUUAGAUUCCCCUCGAAUGGGACAUAAACAGACAUAUAUCCUGGACGAUCAAGGGAGGCAAUCGCCUUGGACAGAAGAUCCCUAUCGUGUUGCUCUGCCCAGGAAGAAAGGAACAUUUGAAAAUAGCCCUGACAAAUCCGGCCGCAGCAGUAGACAAGAAACUAGACCCAAAAGUAUAACAGAUUAUUGUGAUCGCCCACCAAGCCGUCCACCCAGCAGAACGGGUAAAACACCACCACCCCCUCCCGUCCGAACCUCCAGCCGGGGAGCCGCUGAUCAGUUACCUCCCCUGCCAGCCAGGAACUAUGGUCCCCAGGACUUGCCACCACGCUACACCUCACCCCCGGGCAACAUUGAUGUGCUAUCUCCAAACAUCGUGGCCAACCUCAACUAUGACGGCCCACCCAUGAGGUCUCCCUCCCCACGUGCAAUGCAGAACGGUAAUGAGAUGCGGGGACACCUUGUGUAGCUACGAACGUCUUCCCCACUGCUAGAGAAUGCAGAGAAACAAAUGUAUCAGGCUUUGUUUCACCAUGUAUGAAGGACAAGAUCUGUAGAAAUCAGGGCGGCUGGAGUAAAGUCAGUUCUGCAGGGUUACUGUUGAAGCCAAAAUGAAAGAUUUUAUUCUGCAGCCAGAAAAUGCUUAAAUGAGGAAUUGCUCUUAAUUGUUAAUAAUGUGUUGGGAGAUAAAGGCUUUCAUUUCAUGCAAAUAUGUGUAAGGAAGCACUGGACUGAAAUUAGUUAGUACAUUAACCAGUCCGACACAUAGUUCUUGAGCUCAGCAUUUGUAGAUCAAUCUAAGGCUUAAAAAAAUAAAAGAAUUGGUUCUCAGGCAAUGACUUUUGAAAAUACAGUGCAGGCGGUGGUGUUUUGUUUUUUUCUUGUUUGUUCAAACUAGUAUGUAACUAAAUGUACAGUUGUGU
Molecule: messenger RNA, 5899 nt
Organism: Haliotis rufescens (red abalone)
Lineage: Eukaryota; Metazoa; Mollusca; Gastropoda; Lepetellida; Haliotidae
Product: nephrin-like
Exons: 21
Coding region: 1537-5445 (1302 amino acids)
Biological process (GO): cell-cell adhesion
Cellular component (GO): cell-cell junction
Molecular function (GO): cell adhesion molecule binding
Source: RefSeq, a predicted model, not a curated record